Messenger RNA from Drosophila nasuta, 650 nucleotides. RefSeq names its product general odorant-binding protein 67-like. Lineage: Eukaryota; Metazoa; Arthropoda; Insecta; Diptera; Drosophilidae. Bases 7 to 588 code for a protein of 193 amino acids. The transcript has 3 exons. The record is from RefSeq and is a predicted model, not a curated record. Gene Ontology annotation, molecular function: odorant binding.
ACCAACAUGAAGCUAACUUUAUUCAUCACUUUCGGAUAUUUAGUCUGGACUGUGUCCAGCGAAAUCGACUGCGAUCAGGCGGACAAUAUUAACGAGGGACACAUCCAUUUGUGCUGCAAACAUCCCGAGGAUGAAAAUGAGACUGUUGACAGCUGUGCCAAGGAAACGAACUUCAGGAUGCCUUCUGCUCAGGAUCACAAUGUACUCGACCUAACUGCUGAUGGCGCUAUAUCCGCCACGUGCUUCUCCGAUUGUAUGUUGAACAAAAUGCACUUCAUAAAGGAUCACAAACUGGAUAUGGUUGCCAUAAAGGCGUACUAUGAAAAGAAGUAUAGUCAUGAUGCCGAGUAUGCUAGCGAAAUGAUUAAUGCCUUUGAUCAUUGUCAUGGCACAACUCAAAGAAAAGAAGCGAACUUCUUGAUGAAGCAUAUGCCGCACAGUUGCAACACCAAUUCGAGCGUUAUUCUGGGCUGUGUUGUCAAGCAGUUCUUCCACAAUUGCCCAAGUAAUCGUUGGGCUCAGACUCAGGAAUGCAAGGAUACCUUGGAGUUCAGCAAGAGUUGCCCAGAUGCAUUUGCUUCACUCUAAAUAAGAACAUUUUUUGCGACCUAAUAAAACGAGCAGUCCAGACAAAAUAUUUGUUUAAGUAU